AUGAUGAUGAGAAAAAGAGUUACGAUUAGAUUUUAUGUUAAAAAGAAAUUGGAUUAUGGCCAAAAUCUAAGAGUAUGUGGGUCAGUACAAGGAUUGGGUAACUGGAGUACUGGGUCUUCAAUUCUUAUGAAUUGGAAUGAAAAUGAUUGGUGGUGUGGAGAAUUUCAAUUUGAAGCAACAUCAAAUCUACCAAAGAACAAUUUUAAAUUAGAUACUUCAUCUUAUUAUUACAAGAAUGCAUUCUCAUUGGACGGUAGCAAUAAUGGCAGUAAUAGUAAUAGUGGGUUUAUUGAUCAACAAAAAAUAAAUUCAUUAUUUUCAAAUAAUAAAAAGAAUAAUAAAUUGCUAAAUGACUCUAGUAGUGAUAGUAGUGCCAACAAUAGCUUAAUAGAAGGCGAGUUAAGUGAUGACGAAGAAUACUUUUUAGAUAAUAAUGCAAUAAAUAACAAUAAUAAUAAUAAUAACUAUAGUAAUAGAAAUAAUAGUGGGAUUGAAGAUUAUUUUGGUUUCUCAAAUAAAAAAGAAGAGGCUAAAAAACAACAACAAAUCAUUCACUCAAUGUCAUCAUUUACCCUAAACCAUGAAGAUUGCAAUGGUUUCAUUAAUAGCAAUAAUAGUAGUUUUAAUGGUGGUGGUGGUAAUGGAUAUUCAAGUAAUAGUAGUACCACCAGUGGUGGCUCAUCAAUGUAUCAGUUAAAUAAUAGCCAAUCGUUAUCACCAUCACUAAAAGGUACAUCACCACAGCUCAUAGAAUUUGAUUAUAAAUAUGUCUAUAGCAAGUAUGAUGAUUUCAUUUGGGAAACUGGUCGUAAUCAUAAAGUUUCAUUUAUGCUAUGGUCCAACGAUUUUUCAAAUGAGGAAGAAGAAAUUUAUAUUGAAAUUAGAGAUAUUUUUGAUGGUGGAUGUGACGUAUUCCCAACAUUAGAUUAUAGAUCAAUUAAUAAAUCAAACUCAACAUCACCAUUACAAACAUCAACCAAUUCAACCAAUCAAAUGUUUUUCGGUAUGAAUGAUUUAAAUAAUAAAUAUUUAUUUUUGCAACCACUAGAAUCGCAAAUUAUACCAAGAUUUCCUUCACAAAUUGUAACAUUUUUUGUAAUGAAUGAAGGGGAUUCAGAAUUUCAUUCAAUCAAUUUGGUUAGUCAAUUCUUUGGUACAGAUAGCCAAAAGUCAUUAAGAAUGUAUCCAGUUACAAGAGCAGGAUUCGGUGCACCCAACACUCUAUGGAUUGGUCAAAUCUACUCACCACAGCCAAUGAAGUUUGAAUACCAUUAUGUUGUAACCAGUAGUAACAACCAAGGUAUCUAUUGGGAGAAAGAAAAGAGAACUUUUUCAACUUCAAAUAAUAAUGACAAUAUCAUUGUAAACAAUGAUGGUAUGAUUAGAUACAGUGAUGAUGUUUCUCAAGGUUGGAUUAAAACUGGCUAUGUUGGUCUUUUGGAGCAAGAUGAAAAUUGUUCAAUCUCUUGUGUCGUUCAAUUACUUUAUCACAUCAAACCUCUAAGACAAGUAAUAAAAAAUUUGGGUGGUAAAAUUGGUUUCCCAUUCACUCAGUGUUUAGCAAAAAUUUUCACUCUAAUGGAAAUGGGCUUCAAUACAAUCGAUAUCAAUCCAUUACCAAGCUCAAUUGGUUCAAAUGAUUCUGCUGAAAUUUUAGAAAUUGUUUUAAAUGAAUUAUUACAAGAAAUUAAUACUAUUUCAAAAAAUACAAAUAACUCACAAUUAAAAAUUAAUUCAAUUUUUGAAGGUGAAGUUCAAAAUACCUUUGUUUAUAUUGAUAAAGAUGGUAGAAUAGAAUCAAUUAAAACAAAGAAUGAAACAUUCAAUACAAUUAUUUUACCAGUUAAAGGAUUUUCAUCAUUAGAGCAAUCAUUGAAAUUUUAUAGACACAGUGAAGAAAGACCACAUCAACACGAUAUUGACCACAAUGAUAAUGGUGGUCUUUAUGAAACUAUGAAUGACUUUAUAACCAUACCAGAUAUCUUAAUUUUCCAACUAGAUAGAACUGACUACGAUAAUAGAAGAACUAUUAAAGUUUCAAAUACCUUUAGCUUUCCAAAAUCCCUCGAAAUUACAAGUAACAAUGGUGAUCGUUCUAAAUUCAAAAUUUUAGGUAUUGUCUGUCACAGUGGUGGUGAUUUCUACAGUGGUGGUCAUUUCUUUUUAUUCAUCCAAAUGAAUAAAUAUUGGUAUAGAUUUGAUGGUUCAAAAGUAUUAAUUUCAAAUUAUCAAGAAGCUGUAAUAAAUAAUUUUGGUGGUAAUAAUACAAAUCAAAAUGCUUUGUUAACUAUUAAUAUUGGUUUAGCAGCAAAUAGUUGCACCAGUUAUGUUGAUAUUAACAGUGAAUUCGAUCAAAGCAAACCAUGUGGUGCUAGUUUAGAAACAUCAUGUAAAAAUAUAAGUAGUGCACUUUUAACAUGUAAUUUAGUAGAUUUUAAUCAAGCAACAUUCAAUAUUCAACCAGGUCAAUAUAACUUUAAUAAUAUCGAUGUAUUUGGCUCAACCAUCACACAAGGCAAAUCAAUAAGUAUUAUAAAUCAAAAAUAUAGUACAGUUUCUGCCAAUUCAACUACCACUUUAACAUCAGUUAUUUUCGAUUUAACCAAUUCAUUAAAUUCAUUUUUAAAUCUUUCAAGUAAUUCAACAAACUCUUCAAACAAAAUUUAUAUUUAUGGUAUUACAUUCAGAAAUGGUAAUCUUAAAGCACAUGAUGGUGGCUUUGGUGGUUCAGUUUUAGCAAAUUUAGGUACCGGUGGUCAAGAUAUUACAUUUGAUAGCUGUAUCUUCCAAAACAAUUUAGUUAAUGGUGCCUCAUCCCUCUAUGGUGGUUCCAUUGUUUUUUCAAAUAACAAAGCACAAGUAAACCCAAUCAAUUUAAACAUCAAGGGCUGUACCUAUCAAAACACAUUUUCAAAUUCUAUUAAAGGUGGUUUUAUUUAUAUCGAUAAUAACCUUCAAGUAAACUUAACAAUCACCCAAUCAUUAUUUACCAACUUUUAUGGUACCACCGGUGGUCUUGUAUAUUAUGCCAGUGUACAAUCAAGCGAUAGCUCCCUAUUCCAAUUUACCAAUUCAAGUAUUACUUUGGGUCUUAGUAAUGCUGCUUUCUUUAUUACCAUCCCAGGUACAAUCGAAAACAUUAAUUAUUUCAACAAUAUUGGUGGUGUAGGCUUUGGUAUCGCUUCAACCUCAUACAUCAACACUUUCUUUAACAAUUGCCAAUUCACAAGCAACUCUGAAACUACACCCGUUCUUAUACUCCAAAAUCCAGUAUCCGUUGUAUUCAAUGGUUGCAUAUUUAAAAAUAAUAAUGUUUAUAGAUUUUCUUCCAGAAAUCCUGCCAUUACUGUUAAUGAAGGAACUGCAUCCAUUAACAAUUGUUCAUUUACAAAUAACAAUGCAAUCAAUGGUGGUACAGGCCAAGUUUCAUUUGGUACAGAUAACACAUUUGAGAAUAAUGUCGCAGUCACUGGUUCAACAAUUUAUUGCAAAGCCUCACAAAUGGAUUUCCGUAAUAAUCAAAUCUCAUUUAUUGACAACACAGACACCUCAUCACCAAAUAGUAAAUAUGGUUUUGGUUGCGCCACUUCAUCAUCAUGCACCAUCUUGGGUACUUCAGAUUAUUCCUGUAGUGCAAGCGAAGAUUCAAAUAAAAAACAUUUGACUGGUGUCCAAAUAGCCUUCAUUGUCAUCGGUGUAUUAGUAGGUGUAGUUAUAAUUGGUUUUAUUGUUAUUAAAGUCGCUAGAAAAGUUUCACAAAAUAAUUAUAAACCAAUUGGUUAUUAA
Messenger RNA from Dictyostelium purpureum, 3786 nucleotides. RefSeq lists its product as uncharacterized. Gene Ontology annotation, biological process: protein deubiquitination. Gene Ontology annotation, molecular function: cysteine-type deubiquitinase activity; starch binding. The coding region runs from base 1 to 3786 and encodes 1261 amino acids. Lineage: Eukaryota; Evosea; Eumycetozoa; Dictyosteliales; Dictyosteliaceae. The transcript has 5 exons. The record is from RefSeq and is a predicted model, not a curated record. Gene Ontology annotation, cellular component: membrane.